Messenger RNA from Ictalurus punctatus (channel catfish), 600 nucleotides. It is a transcript of the gene prok2, whose product is annotated as prokineticin 2. The record is from RefSeq and is a predicted model, not a curated record. NCBI's taxonomy places the organism in Eukaryota, Metazoa, Chordata, Actinopteri, Siluriformes, Ictaluridae. Bases 128 to 451 code for a protein of 107 amino acids. The transcript is spliced from 3 exons.
CUGCCUCACCUACCACACACACAUUAUAAGACAGUCCUUUUCAACCAGUAGUUGAAUCAUAGUACCUUGAGUAUAAACAUAGUAUACUUCCACAUAAGCUCAUCAUUUUUUGGCCAGUGUUUGAGCCAUGAGGUCCAGCUACUCUCUGUUUUUCUCCUUGCUGUUGGUAUCAUACAGCUCUGGUGCCAUCAUCACAGGGUCAUGUGAAAAAGAUUCGCAGUGUGGUGGCGGUAUGUGCUGUGCAGUCAGUUUGUGGAUACGUAGCCUUCGGAUGUGUAUGCCAAUGGGACUGGAGGGAGAGGACUGCCAUCCUAUGAGCCAUAAGGUUCCAUUCAGUGGGAAGAGACUCCAUCACACAUGUCCAUGCUUGCCAAACUUGGCAUGUAUUACUGCAGAGGAAGGCAAUUCCAGAUGUGUUUCACCCUCCAAGUUCCAAGAUUAUUAUUUCUGAACAAUAUACAUGCUCAUAAGUGGAAGGCUGUAUAAAAUGUAUAGUGUCCUUUUCGUUUAAUUCAUUUCAUAUGACUAUUUAUUGAGAAACAAUCCUUAUAAUAUAUAAUAUAAUAUAAUAUAAUAUACCCAGCCAUCACAAAUCAAUGC